AUGGGGAUGAUGAGGAUGAUGGCAGCGAGCGCCACUAUGACGCUGACCCAGCGAUCCGCAAUUGAUGAGAGUGUUAACAAUGCAGUCAUCUAUGGGCGUCGCCAGCGCGAUGACACAGCUAGUGUCAUGACGGUUGGCCAGUCGCCGGUGUCUCUCUCUCUCUCUCUCUGUCUGUCUCUCUCUCUCUCUGUCUCUCUCUCUCUGUCUGUCUCUCUGUCUCUCUCUCUCUGUCUCUCUCUCUCUGUCUCUGUCUCUGUCUCUCUCUCUCUGUCUCUGUCUCUGUCUCUCUCUCUCUCUCUCUCUCUCUCUCUCUCUCUCUCUCUCUCUCUCUCUCUCUCUCUCUCUCUCUCUCUCUCUCUCUCUCUAUCUCUCUCUCUCUCUGUCUCUCUUCCGUGGCAACCUUUGAAUCGCAAGCCAACGUCACUCUCGUCACUCAAUCCUUCGAAUCACUCAGUCUCAUUAGCCCACCUUCUCAACCAACCGGUUCGCAUCCUCCCCGCCACGCCAGCUGCUCGGGCCGCCCCCGUCUCUGUCCCGCGCGUGUGCCUUGCCUUGAAAGAUCUCAUCCGUUUGCUCUCGACGCCUGCCUGGCAUAUGCUUUGCCCCUACAUGGGGCGCGGAUGGAGCUUUGCCACCAUUGACUGGUGGAACACUGUGACAGAUGCUGAAACGCUGCGCAGUGCCUUUGCCACUCUGGCUCAAGGGGUUGCUGCCAUCGCCGACUGCAGCGAGUUUGACAACUCUGUGCCAGUAGAUGUUGGCAACUACACGUCUACCCUCUUUUCUCCCACCUGGUCUCUUGCUCAAGGCUGGGCAGGCCGACAUGAUAUCACCUUGGCCUUUGAUUCCUCGUGGCGCAAUGCCAUGGCCCAAAACGGCUCCCUGAUCGUGCGCCAGUUCAACGCCGCCGGAGCGCACCUUGCAGAUAGCCAACUUUUGCGCCUUGAAGGCAACGCCGCGAGCUCCCAUUACGCCCCCAACUCUAUCCGCAUGAGCCAGCACUUCGACCUCGCUGUGCCCUUGGAGGCUGCGGCCGCCGCCUUUCAGCUGGUUUUUGUCUUGGCUGCCCCCGUCGCCUCAUGCACCUGGUGGGCCAUAGACAACGUCCGGCUCGCUCAACUACAACGUAUGCUCGCUUGCUCGCUCGAUACAACGACCCUCCUGCCGCUGCCGUCACCCUGUCCUCAACCCGGUAUUAUUGGGUUGAAAACGCUAGACAAUGUGACAACAAUCACGACCGUCUCCACCUCCAGCACUGCCGCCAUUACCACCACCUCCUCCGAGACUUCUGCUGCCCCCACCGCUCUGACGACCAAUGGCGCCGCCUCCUCCACGAGCGCCGUCAGCUUGUUUAGCAUUUAUAAGGCCGCUUGGUGCCAGGCCAUCUUUCAAGAUGAUCCCACUGUGCAAUCGGAUAUUUUCCAUCGAGAAGAGGUCAACGGAAUCUCCCUCGGGCGCACAGUGCCGUUUGGGUCUGCGGGUUGUCCAAGCCUCCCUGCCAACCCCACCUCCUUGCAGACCGUCUUUGCUGGACUCUCCUUCUCCUGCACACCUGAGACGACAUUUAGCCUGGGCGAUCCCUGUGUGCACGCUUGCCAGUUGGUGGCUGGGUCAGGCGAGGCCUCGGAUGACUAUUUUCCCAAUGCAACCCACAUUGUCUUCAAGACAGGUCAUAGCUAUAACACCACCGUCUUAAGCACGGCAUACUCUGAAUCAAAUCUAGAGCGUGGCCUGGGCUCCUCGUGCCUGGGCCCUUGCAACGGGGCCCAAAAUGGCUUGGGCGCCGCCAAUGUGGGGCGUGUGACGAGCAAUGGCACAUGGACCAGCGCUGCUGCAGACAAUGUGACGCUGGUCUACAGCUUAUUCUCCGAGUGCUGGGCCUGCAUCGACGAUGGUAUGGAGCCCAACACAAAUGCUUCCACCGCUUUUGCUUUUUAUCGUCCAGAGCAUGGUGAACUGCAAGUGGACGCCAUCCUGUGUGAGGAUGAUGAGGACUGGUACUUGUUGAAAAGCGUGUGUAGCGGAGAGCGCCUCGGCGUUCGCGUCACCGUGACUGAAGACUGGCAGACGUCGGCUCUCGAGCUCCACCUCUUGUAUGAGGAAGCGUCUGGCGCGUCGGGCGAAGUUUCAGCUACUAGUAACUCCUGGCUCAACGUUUCGCUUCCUGUCACGACUUCUCCCAUCUUGGACGUUCGCAUGCGAGUGCUUUCACCCCUAAAUCAAGCAGCCAGCUACCGCUUGCAAGUGUCGUUGACAGGUGAAUGCAGUCUUGAUUUGAGCCAGACGACUCGAUCCACUUCAUCCACCGGCGACACCUCGGAUCAGCUGGAUCCGCAAGAGCUAUUGGGUAUCAUUAUCAGCCUGCUUUUGGCUGCGAUUCUAUCUAUGGUUGCGUUGUUACUGUGGCGACGCGUGCGGCGGACUCUGGACAAACCCCGCAAGCUCUCUUUCCUAACUGCACACUUUGAUUUGGUCAAGGAGCUGUAUGCUGGCCAAGUUCCGGACUUUGUUCGAGAACCGACGCUGGUCGACCCUGGCUCUUUGCACAUCUUGGAGCAGCUGGGCCAGGGGCACUUUGCCGAUGUUUUCAAGGCCUCGCGUGACACGGAGGGCGGCGAGGUGCUUGUGGCUGUUAAAAAGCUCCAACUUGAUUCGGAUCUUCGUGACGAGCUCCUUGCUGAGGCCAUUGUCAUGGCUCAGAUCGGUCAUCAUAUCAACUGCGUGCAGCUGACUGGAAUUACGCCUUCCUUCGAUGCUAUUGUCCUUGAUGGUCAUCGCCGACUUUGGGUCAACCAUGUGGCAUGUGGCCUGGCCCAUUUGCACACACAACAUUUCGUGCACCGCGACUUGGCGGCUCGGAAUAUUCUUCUCAAUUCAAGUCUGGUGGCCAAGAUAUCGGAUUAUGGCCUAGCUCGCGCAGCCCACACGACACAUGGUGACACGAGCAGCAUGGACGAAGAUCUUUACUAUCGCAUGCAACAUCGAAGUGAAAUUCCCAUCCGCUGGAUGGCACCCGAAGUCUUGACGGCUGCAUCGACUUAUUCAGGUGCUAGUGACAUCUGGAGCUUUGGAAUCGUCGUCUGGGAGAUCCUUCACGAUGGCGCUACCCCAUACAAGGGCAUGAGUAACGUGGAAACCAUAGCUUUUAUCAGCGAAGGUCGUCGAAUGGCUUGCCGUGAUGACGCUGCCCCAGAGCUACUGCAACUCUACGUCGACUGCUGUACUAUUGACGUGCAGAAGCGUCCUCGUGCCCAUGACUUGCCAGCGCGCUGCCCUGCACCAGCAGAGGCGCCUCGUCAGCUCGUGCGAAUGGCAUGGCAGGGCGUUCAAAACGACUAUGAGUAUUUUCGAGCAGGAGAGACGCUGGCGGUAGCUAGCCAAAGCCGGCACAGCAGCCCCAAACAUCAGUAUGGUGGCUCUCGAAUCACAUUGUCCAGCCCGCGUGCCUCGGGUGCAGCAUUUUCCACCAGCGGUGUGAGCAGCGAGUCCUAUCGCGGUGCGUCCUCUCGCUUCUUCGGGUGGAAUGGCUUUGAAACCACGGGUAUCCCGGCUGAUAUACGCGAAACUUGGUUGCUAGAUGUACUGCGUCUACGGCAAAUGGCCGCGUUGGGCUAUAAUGUCGGCAACAAAUCGCCCAACAACUCCUUGCCAGAUGUGACACUUCAGGACUCCGAUGGGUCGUUGAGCACCUCGCGUACCCUAGAUCCGGGUGCUGUUGUAGAAGUCCCGCAGACUCCCUUGAGGAAACACCAACCUCAAGCCGCCGAUCAAUUGCCGUUGCCAAGCUCAAGGCGCAAGGCUCCCAAGGAUGUGGACCUGCGUGUGCAUUUGAUGCCCGUGCGACCUCAUUCGGCACCUGUGGGCCAGCACUCGGGCUUGGGUGGUACAAGCCCGGUGCGGUCAGACUCGAGAGUCUACUUGAGCAGUGAUUCUGAGGAAGAAAACGAGGCAGAUUUGCUGUCACAGUCGAGUCCGGCACAUGCUCUAUGGGCGCAAAGAAGCUGGUACCACAAAUCUCCUUUGACGAGCCUCGGGGCAAUGGAGAGUGCAGAGCGCUCCGAUUCGGUUGUGUUGCUGAGCAGCGACGAAGAAUACGAUGACGAUCAUAUGGCGCCACCGAGUGCAGUUCACCACGGGGGCAUCGAGCAGGACCUGGACGUAUCGGUGAUCCUUCCGACUGGCGUCCGCGCUGCAUCCAAAACUAUGCCCAGUUCGCCUCGGCUUGCUCACAUAGCGCAAUCUUCCAGGUUGACGACGGCCCAUGGUAUGUCCACAGGCCCGAGUGCUACUAGCAGCUUGGGGACGGUUGACGUGGACAUGCCUUUCUCUUCAGGCUCAGAUGCUGUUGCCAUCGACUUGACUUCAUCCAGAGAGAUAUCCAUCGGGCGCCUGAGUCUGGCGUACUGCUGA
Messenger RNA from Monosiga brevicollis MX1, 4410 nucleotides. RefSeq lists its product as uncharacterized. The record is from RefSeq and is a predicted model, not a curated record. Gene Ontology annotation, biological process: multicellular organism development; positive regulation of kinase activity; protein phosphorylation. Bases 1 to 4410 code for a protein of 1469 amino acids. Lineage: Eukaryota; Choanoflagellata; Craspedida; Salpingoecidae. Gene Ontology annotation, cellular component: signaling receptor complex. The transcript has 20 exons. Gene Ontology annotation, molecular function: transmembrane receptor protein tyrosine kinase activity; ATP binding.